Messenger RNA from Phyllostomus hastatus (greater spear-nosed bat), 2197 nucleotides. Its product is annotated as leukocyte immunoglobulin-like receptor subfamily A member 6. The record is from RefSeq and is a predicted model, not a curated record. Gene Ontology annotation, molecular function: inhibitory MHC class I receptor activity. The coding region runs from base 78 to 1463 and encodes 461 amino acids. Gene Ontology annotation, biological process: cytokine-mediated signaling pathway. Lineage: Eukaryota; Metazoa; Chordata; Mammalia; Chiroptera; Phyllostomidae. The transcript is spliced from 7 exons.
ACACCCUGUGAGUCUGUCUACACUGAACACACCGUGGACUCUUCCUUCUGCAGAGCUGGAUUCAGAGAGGAGACACCAUGCCCCCCAGCCUCACACCCCUGCUCUGCCUUGGGCUGAGUGUGGGCCUGAGGAUGCCAGUGCAGGCGGGGACCCUCCCCAAACCCACCCUCUGGGCUGAGCCAGGCCAUAUAACCUUGUUGUGGAGCUCUGUGACUCUCUGGUGUCAGGGAACCCCACAGGUCCAGGAGUUCUGUAUGGAUAAAGAGGGAAGCCCACACCCCUGGGGCAGACAGAAGUCACUGCAUCCAGGGGAAAAGGUCAAUUUCUCCAUCACACACAUGACAGAGUAUGAUGCAGGGAAAUAUCGCUGCUCCUAUCUCACCCACACAGGCUGGUCAGAGCAUAGUGACCCCCUGGAGCUGGUGGUGACAGGAUCCAUACGCAAACCCAGCCUCUCAGCCUUGUCCAGCCCUGUUGUGACCUCAGGAGGGACCAUAACCCUCCAGUGUGGCUCACGGCAGAAAUUUGACAGGUUCAUUCUUACUAAGGAAGGAGAAAACAGGCUCUCCUGGACCCUAGACUCACAGCGAGAACCAGGUGGGCAGGUCCAGGCCGUGUUCUCUGUGGGUCCAGUGACCCCCAGUGACAGGUGGACUUUCAGAUGCUAUGGAUAUAACAGGAAGAGACCCCAGGUGUGGUCACAGCCCAGUGACCGCCUGGAGCUCCUGGUCCCAGGUGUCUCAGGGAAGCCCUCCCUCCUGACCCAGCAGGGCCCCAUUGUGGGCUCUGGACAGAGCCUGACCCUCCAGUGUCACUCUGACAUCGGCUAUGACAGAUUCACUCUGUCCAAGGAAGGGGAACAGGACCUUCCCCAGAUCACUGUCCUGCAGCCCCAAGCUGGGCUCUCUCAGGCCGAAUUCCACCUGGGCAUUGUGAGCAGUACCCACGGGGGCCAGUACAGGUGCUAUGGUGGACACAGACUCUCUUCUGAGUGGUCAGCCCCCAGCGACCCCCUGGACAUCCUGGUGGCAGGAUGGCUCCCUGACAGACCCUCCCUCUCGGUGCAGCCAGGCCUCUCAGUGGCCUCAGGAGAGAAGGUGACCCUGCUGUGUCAGUCAUGGAGCCCGAGGGACAUUUUCUUUCUGUCCAAGGAGGGGGCAGCUGAUCCCCCUCUGACACUGAGAUCACAGUCCCAAGCUCAGCAGCACCAGGCAGAGUUCUCCAUGGGUCCUGUUACCUCAGCCCAUGGGGGGAACUAUAGGUGCUAUAGUGCAAACCCCAGCAACCCCUACCUGUUGUCACAGCCCAGUGAUCCCAUGGAGCUCCUGGUGUCAGGUUCCCAAACCACAGUGGUGAACCUGAUCCGCAUGGGUGUGGCUGGGUUGGUCCUGGUGGUGCUCGGGGUGCUGCUGCUUCAGGCUCAAGACAGCCAGAGGAGGACCCAGGCUGCAGCCAGAACAUGAACACAGAGGGCACAGGGCAUCGUUCAGAGAGAGGGAACCAUACCCAUCUGAUGACCCAGGAUGUGGGGAAGGACAGCUGGACCACAGGUGGGGAAACUGUCUGCUGAUGUGUCCAGGGGAGCAGAGGUGGCAGAUGAGGUUUGGGGACAGGAAACAUGAGCCGUGUUCCUGUGGAGAUGCCUCCUACAUCCAACUGUGGGGCUGUCCCUCCUCAUCCUCACUGACUCCCCUUGACUGUCCUGUUCUCACCACUGUGACCUGAAAGGCAGCACCACAUGGCUGGUUUGGGUUCACAUCUACACAACCCUCCAUGCUGGAUCCCACUCAUAUAAACAAAUCUGGUGUCUUCAUAACCAGGGAGGGUUUUUUCAGCCAUAAAAACAAAGUACUGACACCUGCUACCUGGUGGGUGAAUGUAAACAUUUUGCAGCUAAAUGACAGAACCCAGAGAGAAAAGAUCACAUUUUCUGUGACUGCAUUUGUAUGAAGCAUCCAGGAGGAGGAAACCCACAGAGACAGAAGUCAGGUGGGCUUGUCAGGGGAUGACGAGAAAGAGAGAUGGGAGACUGAAGGCUUCAUGUAAUUUGGGUGUGGGGUUACACAAAUUUGUUACUAAAACUAGAUAAAAUCUGUGGUCCAUCUGCUGUGUAUUUACUACAUUCCAGUGAAAUGUAUAGUUUAAAAUGCUCAAUUCUAUGUUACAGGAACUUAUUAAAAAGAAAUGUAAGUAAGUC